AUGACCGCCUCAUUACUUCUCCAUUCGCGGUGGGUUGACCCGGUGAUGUUCCUCUACGACAACGGCUUGGAUGAGAGAAGCAAAAACAUGGACGGAUUCGCUGGAGGCAAUUUCGCUGCAAACCAGUGCAGGAAUCUGCUGGGGCAUCCCACGUCGCUGGCUCCGAGCACCACCUACACCGCGAGCGAGGUGCCAGUCUCUGGCAUGGGGGACCCUGUCAAACAAUGCAGCCCCUGUCCGGCUACUCAGAGCUCGCCCAACGCGUCUUUGCCUUAUGGAUAUUUUGGCAGCAGCUACUACCCGUGUAGGAUGUCACACGGCAGCGUCAAGACAUGUGCGCAGCCUUCCGGCUACGGGGAUAAAUACAUGGACACAUCCGUGUCGGGAGAAGAGUUUCCGUCGAGGGCGAAGGAAUUUGCCUUCUACCAAGGCUAUUCCUCUGGCCCUUAUCAAGCCAGCUAUUUGGACGUCCCUGUCGUGCCGGCUCUGAGCGCGCCCUCUGAGCCCAGACACGAGUCUCUAUUGCCCAUGGAGCCCUACCAGCCCUGGGCUAUCGCCAACGGCUGGAAUGGUCAAGUUUACUGCGCCAAGGAGCAGCCACAGUCAAACCCUCUGUGGAAAUCCUCGUUACAAGACUCCAUACCGGGAGGGGACGUCAACUCCAUCCGCCGCGGGAGGAAAAAGCGCGUGCCCUACACCAAGGUGCAACUGAAAGAACUGGAGAGGGAGUACGCCACCAACAAAUUCAUCACGAAGGACAAGCGGAGACGGAUAUCCGCCCAAACGAACCUGACGGAGAGACAAGUGACAAUCUGGUUCCAGAACAGGCGCGUCAAGGAGAAGAAGGUCGUCAACAAGUUCAAGAGUUCCAGUUAG
Molecule: messenger RNA, 876 nt
Organism: Lampris incognitus (smalleye Pacific opah)
Lineage: Eukaryota; Metazoa; Chordata; Actinopteri; Lampriformes; Lampridae
Gene: hoxa13b
Product: homeobox A13b
Exons: 2
Coding region: 1-876 (291 amino acids)
Biological process (GO): regulation of transcription by RNA polymerase II
Molecular function (GO): DNA-binding transcription factor activity, RNA polymerase II-specific; RNA polymerase II cis-regulatory region sequence-specific DNA binding
Source: RefSeq, a predicted model, not a curated record